AGUUAUUGCCAGCUCAACAUAUAGACAACUCCAACAGAUGUUAAGGCUACCAACACGAUUGCCAGCCAAGAAAAUCGUGAAAAAUAAAUCGCAAACUAUAACUGAAUAAAUCGUGCAAAUAAACGGCAGAUCUUCAGAAUGCGACACGUUUCAUUUGUAGCGCUGCUGGCGCUUGGCCUUGGUGCACUGACUGCCGUCUGUGGCAACCACCUGCCAGAAGCGGCUGCCUUAAAUCUCAAUGAAAGGUUCUUUGACGAGGUCAGGGAGCUCAUCAAGCGCCGCAUGGAGACCAAGCAGGUGCCGUUGGUGGUCGAUGAAGUGGCUCUGCAGAAUCAACGGAGCUAUGACAAUGUGCCCAUACCUGCGGCCAGUGUGCCUGUGCCAGUGCUCGUCGAGAAUUGGCCCACCGAUCAGCACAGUUUUGGACAAGUCACUGCCGUCUCUGUGGAUCCCGAGGGUAAUCCAGUGAUUUUCCAUCGCGCCGACCGCUAUUGGGACGUAAACACCUUCAACGAGAGCAACAUUUACUAUCUCAUCGAAUAUGGGCCCAUUAAGGAGAAGACCAUUUAUGUGCUGGAUCCGAAGACGGGCGCCAUCAAGACUGGCUGGGGCUCCGAUAUGUUCUACAUGCCGCAUGGCAUGACUAUUGAUGCACACGGCAACUACUGGAUAACCGAUGUGGCUAUGCAUCAAGCCUUUAAGUUCCGGCCCUUUGAGAGCAAACCGCAGCUUGUGAUUGGCAAGCGUUUCCGGCCUGGUGGCUCCGUCAAGCAUCUGUGCAAGCCAACCUCCAUUGCGGUUGCUACAACCGGCGAGUUCUUUAUCGCCGAUGGCUACUGCAAUAGCCGCAUACUCAAAUUCAAUGCAGCUGGAAAAUUGCUACGCAGCAUUCCACAGCCACCCGAGUUCCUGUCGUUGCAGGUGCCACACGCUAUCACAUUGCUGGAACACUUGGAUUUACUCUGCAUUGCUGAUCGCGAGAAUAUGCGCGUUGUGUGCCCCAAAGCUGGCCUUAAGUCAUCGCAUGGAGAGGGUCAACCUGCCGCCACCAUACAGGAGCCGGAUCUGGGUCGCGUCUUUGGCGUCAGUAGCUAUGGCGAUAUUGUUUUUGCUGUGAAUGGACCCACAUCAAUGCUACCGGUACGUGGCUUCACCAUAGAUCCACGCUCCGAGGCCAUUAUCGGCCACUGGGGCGAGUUUAAGAAUCCACAUUCUAUAGCCGUCAGCGUUAAUGGUUCGGCGCUGUAUGUGACAGAGACGGGCACCAACCAUCAAACGAAUCGCGUUUGGAAAUAUGUCUUGGCUUGAGGCAUUGGUCACCAAAUCACGCACACUGUCAGCACCCGAAAGACUCUGAAACACGAACGGCAUAUCCAAAAAGAGAAAACAGUUAAUAGCAGUUAUGAACUACCAGAAUAUCUAUAGAUCCCAAUAAGCCGGUCCCCUAAAAAGCAGCAACAGAAAACCAAAUAGUAAUUGUGGCGAAAACACACACGGACACACACAAUUAUUUCAUAUGAUUAAAAUCAAUAGUAGUAAUUAUUAAAGUACAAUAUAAGUAUGUAAAUUGCUUGACAAACAAAUACCACAACAAACAUAACCUCAAAAUUUAUGUUUUGCACUGUAAUGAAGCAAAUGGAAUUACAACGCAGCUUAUCUAAAUAUAUAACUAUCAAAUACGUAAAUAUGCGUGGGCGUGAGAAUUACCAAUGCACCAUUGAAAUGCAUCUAAAACUUAUAUAAAUAAAUCACUUACAAGUAUGUAUCAUAUUGUAACCCGCACAAAUAUAUACAUAUAUAUAUAAAUGUGUACUAUAUCUUUAUUAUAUUAUAAUCCAUGUAAAUUAUGUAUGUAAUAAACUGUUGUUGUUGUUGUGCAUAUAUUAAAGCCUACACACAAGAAAAA
Messenger RNA from Drosophila grimshawi, 1906 nucleotides. RefSeq names its product peptidyl-alpha-hydroxyglycine alpha-amidating lyase 2 (gene Pal2). Gene Ontology annotation, biological process: peptide metabolic process. The record is from RefSeq and is a predicted model, not a curated record. The transcript is spliced from 7 exons. Gene Ontology annotation, cellular component: membrane; extracellular region. NCBI's taxonomy places the organism in Eukaryota, Metazoa, Arthropoda, Insecta, Diptera, Drosophilidae. Gene Ontology annotation, molecular function: protein binding; catalytic activity. Bases 139 to 1308 code for a protein of 389 amino acids.